CUCCUCCAAAGGUAACAGGGAUGGACUUAGCCAUGGCCCAUGGCCAUCUGAUUUACUAACAAAGUGGAAGAUGGUCAGCCCUAAGAAGGACAAGGAAUAUCUAAGCAAAGUUGGGGCUCAAGUACAGGUCCAUGGAUGGCUCUUUAUCAAGACCACAUAGAUACAAUGAGCCAUUUUAAGGAGGAUGGAUCAAUACUUCAGAGAAAAGGAGCUUUCAGAAGAAAGAAGCCCGUCACCAGAAGGGAUGAUAUCCGAGAUGUCACCAAAAAAACCAAGCAAAAUAUGACGGCCAGUCUCCAAGGCUCCUUGGAAAUUGAGGAAUGCGAUUCUGCCACCAUGAUGGAAGGAUUGAAAAAACGUACAAGGAAGGCCUUUGGAAUACGGAAGAAAGAAAAGGACACUGAUUCCACAGGCUCGCCAGAUAGGGAUGGAAUCCAGGGGAAAAAAAAGACCCAGAAGACCCAACUUCUCCUCAGCCCUUGCUUCUGGCUCAGAGCCCUCUCCUUAACUCUGUUUCAGCAUCCCAGCCCACACGAACCACCCUACAAUAGCAAAGCAGAGUACGCACGCGAAGGAGGAAAAAAAGUAUCGAAGAAAAGCAAUGGCGCCCCGAAUGGAUUUUAUGCAGAGAUUGACUGGGAAAGAUAUAACUCUCCUGAGCUGGAUGAAGAAGGCUACAGCAUCAGACCAGAAGAACCCGGCUCUACCAAAGGAAAGCACUUUUAUUCUUCAAGUGAAUCGGAAGAGGAAGAAGAAUCCCACAAGAAGUUUAAUAUCAAAAUUAAACCUUUACAAUCUAAAGACGUCCUCAAGAGCGCGGCCACUGUGGACGAGCUGAAGGCGUCCAUAGGCAACAUCGCGCUCUCGCCGUCGCCAGUGGGUGCAAUUAAAAGGAACUUAUCCAGUGAAGAGGUAGCAAGACCCCGACGUUCAACACCCACACCAGAGCUUGUAAGCAAAAAACCUCCAGACGAUCCCGUGGCCCUGGCCCCACUGUUUGGCCCUCCAUUGGAAUCGACCUUUGAAGAGCAGAGAUCAGAAGUUCCUUUAGAUCAGCCUGAGAUAUGGGGCUCUGUCCAACCAGUGAAUCCAAGCCUCGAGUCGCCAAAGUUAACACGACCUUUUCCCACUGGAACACCUCCACCUUUGCCUCCUAAAAAUGUACCAGCUACCCCACCCCGCACCGGCUCUCCUUUAACAGUGGGACCAGGAAGUGAGCAGACUGCCCCCGAGGUCAAAGGUGACAAACUACCAUCCAUCAGUGAUUUGGACAGCAUUUUUGGCCCCGUUUUGUCCCCCAAGUCUGUGGUCGUUAACACGGAAGAAAAGUGGGUCAAUUUUUCUGAUGCAUCCCCGGAACGGGUCACUCCAGAGUUGACUUCAAGGGAAAAGGUGGGGUCCCCACCCCUGGGGUCAGAAAACCCCAGUGACUCCCCAGCUGUUGAGCCUCCACGCAGCAUUCCGUCGCCACUUGAUUUAGAAGAGGUUCAGAAGAAGUUUUCUGAGCAGACCCUCGGGAAAGAUGAGAAUUUAGAAACAGUCGCCUCUCCUAAAGAUUUUGGGUUGGGCCAGAGAGCGACACCGCCUCCCCCUCCGCCACCCACCUACCGGACCGUGGUCUCGUCUCCCGGACCCAGCUCAGGCAGUGGGACGGGAACCGCCAGCGGAGCGUCCUCCCCAGCCCGGCCUGCCACACCAUCAGCCCACUGCACCAGCGGGACCACGCCACCACCGCCACCUCCACGGCCUCCAUCUCGGCCCAAGCUGCCUCCUGGGAAGCCCCCAGUGGGAGAUGUGUCCAGACCUUUUAGCCCUCCCAUACAUUCCUCAAGCCCUCCUCCAAUUGCACCCCUUGCCCGGGCAGAGAGUACAUCAUCAAUAUCGUCCACCAACUCCCUGAGCGCAGCUACAACACCUACUGUUGAGAAUGACCAGCCUUCCCUCGUUUGGUUUGACAGAGGAAAGUUUUAUUUGACUUUUGAAGGCUCUUCUCGGGGACCCAGCCCUCUGACAAUGGGAGCUCAGGACACCCUCCCUGUGGCGGCAGCGUUCACGGAAACGGUCAAUGCUUAUUUCAAAGGAGCGGACCCCAGCAAGUGCAUAGUGAAGAUCACGGGGGAGAUGGUGCUGUCGUUCCCCGCCGGCAUCACCAGACACUUUGCCAACAAUCCCUCCCCGGCCACCUUGACCUUCCGAGUGGUGAAUUUCCACAGGUUAGAACACGUCCUGCCAAACCCCCAACUUCUCUGCUGCGAUGAUGCACAAUGUGAUGCCAAUACCAAGGAAUUCUGGGUAAACAUGCCAAAUCUGAUGACUCACCUAAAGAAAGUGUCUGAGCAAAAGCCGCAGGCGACGUAUUAUAACGUGGACAUGCUCAAGUAUCAGGUAUCUGCCCAGGGCAUCCAGUCCACCCCGCUGAACUUGGCCGUGAACUGGAGGUGUGACCCGGGCAGCACGGACCUGCGCAUCGACUACAAGUACAACACGGACGCCAUGACCACCCCGGUCGCCCUCAACAAUGUCCAGUUCCUCGUCCCCAUUGAUGGCGGAGUCACCAAACUUCAAGCGGUGCUGCCCCCUGCUGUUUGGAAUGCUGAACAGCAAAGAAUACUGUGGAAGAUCCCGGACAUCUCUCAAAAAUCGGAAAAUGGAGGGGUGGGUUCUUUGCUGGCGAGAUUCCAGUUAUCUGAAGGCCCUAGCAAACCUUCUCCGUUGGUCGUGCAGUUUACCAGUGAGGGGAGCACCCUUUCUGGCUGUGACAUCGAGCUUGUGGGAGCAGGGUACCGGUUUUCGCUCAUUAAAAAAAGGUUCGCGGCAGGCAAAUACCUGGCAGAUAACUAAUAGAACCUCAUGCAAGCAUAUGGAGAACCCAUAUCGCGGAGGACUGUCGGUACAUGGAACAGGUUCUUGUUUGGGGUUUUAAUGAGAACAAAGUCAAACCUGCCCUGGGGACAUUUCCACCGGAAGUGUCCAUUCCUUUCAGCGACCUUUCUCCCUCCGUGGACAACACCGUGUUGCGACCAGUCCCACAGUAUUUACUUCUAGGUGUAACAUUGUUAAUGGUUUUAAAAUGUAAUUAUUGUAUUUGUAAAUUGUAUUCAUUCCUGUAAGACUGUAUUUCAGGCGGUUAGACAAACUUGAGUUUUAGCAUUUGACCAUUCAUGAAAUGGGUGUAAUUUAAACUAUGGUAUAUAAAUUUA
Messenger RNA from Antechinus flavipes (yellow-footed antechinus), 3200 nucleotides. It is a transcript of the gene SGIP1, whose product is annotated as SH3GL interacting endocytic adaptor 1. The record is from RefSeq and is a predicted model, not a curated record. The coding region runs from base 136 to 2841 and encodes 901 amino acids. Gene Ontology annotation, biological process: clathrin coat assembly; clathrin-dependent endocytosis. Gene Ontology annotation, cellular component: plasma membrane; clathrin-coated vesicle; clathrin-coated pit. The transcript is spliced from 26 exons. Lineage: Eukaryota; Metazoa; Chordata; Mammalia; Dasyuromorphia; Dasyuridae.